AUGCAAUCAUUGUCCAUAUCUGAUAGAGUCAAACGAAAACUUGAAUGGAACACAUUGAAGAUAAGAUGGGGUCCUGAUCCAUUAGUAUCGAACGAUGAAGUCUACAUUAAACAACCACGAACAGUACAACAAGUACUACAAGAACAAUACAAACACUUGCCAGAUGCUCUUGAAAAACAGUGUAUUGGUAAACAUAUAAAAAAAGAUACUUUUAUCUGA
This is a messenger RNA of Rotaria sp. Silwood2, 219 nucleotides long. The record is from the annotation of a GenBank genome assembly. NCBI's taxonomy places the organism in Eukaryota, Metazoa, Rotifera, Eurotatoria, Philodinida, Philodinidae.